Molecule: messenger RNA, 5063 nt
Organism: Rhopilema esculentum
Lineage: Eukaryota; Metazoa; Cnidaria; Scyphozoa; Rhizostomeae; Rhizostomatidae
Source: RefSeq, a predicted model, not a curated record
UGAAUUUUGGGCAUCAGUAAGAGGCAAAAGAGGAAGAAAGGCAGUUUUUAUUAUUUUUUUUGUUCAUUUCUGAGCUCUUCAAAUCACUGAAAUAUUUUUUUUAUGUUAUUGCGGAGGCAUAUUUUGUGCGCAGUUGCCUCUAGAUUUCAUGUGUUUGUGGUUCUCAGCUAAAUUUCGUAGUGCUGCAACUGACAAAGUGGCAUAUGGCAACAAAUUCAAAAGCUCCUUGAAAUAGGAUUGAGGUUAGGUGAGGUUAAAGUAAGUUGAAAAAAUUAUUUCAAAAGUCACUUUUAUGCGCAAAAGGGACUUUGAAAAGAGAGAACAAGAUUCGUUGAAGUCUUAAGUUGAAUUGCCAAAUAACUGGUUAACAUGCUUUGUUUUAAGAAAAGGCUAAUUAAAAAGCAAGCAGCGGUCAAAAAGUAGAAGUAAAAGCUCCAUUUUAUCAGCUGUUUUAUCCAAACAAAUGACAAGAACUACGUGUUAUGAAUCCCAAGUUUCCCACACAAUUGAUUACAAAAAGUAAAUAAUUCCGAAGUGAAUGAACCAGAAGUUGAAAAUACGUACACAACAGCUUAUUAAAGAUUGUAUAGCUAAGCAAUUGAAGUACAAGACCUUUGUCAGUACCAACUGGGACUUGUUAGGAAUUGUUUCAUAAUUAGAAAGAUGGUGGAGAAAAUCUUGCAUCUACAGAUUACAUCGUCUGUGGCAUCAGCUUUUUCGAUAAUUCUGAAUACUACUGGUCUUUAUAUAUUAUCAAAGACUGACUAUAGAAGCUCAAAUCAAAUACUCCUUAUCAAGAACAUAAGUUUAUGUGACAUUAUAGUCUCUAUCGCGUGGCUUAUUUGGGAUAUAUUGGCACUGUACCUGUACCCAAAUGAUGGAACAAUGGAAACGAGACUCUGGUGCCUCGUUGUUACUACAUACUUCAUAUGGCUCUCAUUUUUAUUUCUUCUUACAAUUGACAGAUUUAUUGGUGCAAACUUUCCAUUUAAGUACAAAAUAAUUGCCUCGAAGAAGAACAUUUUUAGAACUGUUGCCUCUAUUUGGAUGGUUGGUAGCACAAGCUCUAUCAUUUGUGUUUUAUUUUUUUCAGACGUGUUCAAAAGCCAUAUAUUUCUGGUUUGGUUGAUUCUGGAUUCAUUGUUCAUAAUUCUCUUUAUAAUGACAUAUUCAUCAAUAUGUUUUCGAGUAGUUGGAGGUAAGAUACAGCAUACCAAGUCAGGGCAAAUGAGUAACAAUCAGAAACUUUAUCGUAUGGUGUUUUGCAUGCUAAUGAGUUUCGUAUUGUUUGAAGUUGUCCCAGAUGCGGCAUUAAUUGCCGUUUUUCAUUUACAGACAAGCAACUUAAAUGAUUGGCUAGUUAAUGUUUCUCUUUGCUACAGAUUUAAUCUUCUUGUUGAUCCUCUUAUCUACGUGUUUCUUCAACCGCAAGCAAGACGUACCCUUUUUUCAAUACUUAGAUGUGUGCCGUGAGUAAUGGCGUAGCCUGACCUUCAAUAAUAUAGAGGGGGGGUUGUGGGGGGUCAUCAAGAUUACAAUUUACCGACAAAGACAACAGAGAAAGAAAGAUUUAGGUGCUAUAUCAGGUAACGAUAGGUGAUUUUACCGACCAAUUAAGGAUUUGAUGGAUAAACUGAAGAUUUACCAAUCCUCCUACACCCCCUUCUGCUCGCUACAUCAAUAACUGCGAGUAAUGACAGUGUUCUAAAAGAUGUGUAGUGUAACUUAUUUCUCACAUAAAAAAAAGCAGAAACAUCUAUGUAAUAUCGUAUGGAACGUCAAACUGUCCCUGAGUGAAGCAGUCAUCUGUUUAUUUUGUGUGACAGGCUCUUAUCUACGAUACUCGUUUUUGAACUUAGAUUGCUGACCGUUCAAAGGUAUUCCUUUCGCUUCUGUUAGGAUAGAGCCAGUAUUUAAUUGUCUUUAAGCAUAAAUUAUAGUUUAUUAGUAUCAAGUAUAUUUGUGAACUUCAAUGUUAAGGUGAUGACUGAAGUUUAGAAUGAUAUAAUGUACACCAACAUUGUUUACUGUCUUUUUCAUUGUCUCUUUAGGCAUUGAAUUUGCAUAACCAACUAGCAACUUGCCUAAACGAAGUAAAAACCACUGAUAAUUCUAGCUUUGGAAACAUUUUGGCGAGUGACCGAAAGUUACGUUUUCGGAAGCAUGCAAAAUGUAUGGUCUGCGAAAUUUCGACUUUUGAAUUCUUCAAAUCGGAUAAUACCAUCGGAAGAAGCUUUCAAAACUUUGUAAAAAUAACAGAACAUAACAGAAUAUGGCUUGGCAUAAAAGCAAAGAGUAAUGGCUGUUAAAACUUUUAAUUUUGUCAAACAACUUGCUUCUCUGAAGUUUAUUGAUCAAAAGUGGCGGCAAGGAUGGUCAAGAGGGCUUAAGCCCCCCAACAUUUUAGUUAGCCCCCAGUCGGCAGCUAAUUUAUUUUGGCUUUCCCAAUACCGUCGGCACUCGAUACACUUCAUCCAGUUUAGAGAAGGUCGGAAUGACAUCUAACAGCGACAUGGAAAUUUUAGUGGCUGGUUUAUGAUUUUUCUUUCUGAAUUGUUUUCGGCUUCUUUACAGCUUAUCGGCAUGUCGCUCUAGUUAGCGCAUUGUAAAAAGUACAUGAAGAGCAGAAUGCGUGACUCUUGAUUGAUGCUUGGAAUCGGGACCACCAUAAGGGGAAGCCUCAUAAAGUAAUGAAUUCUAUUUCAUAAAUUGAAUUAAGCAAAGGUAACAAAAGUAUGCCUUAAUCAUUUUAGUUAGAGACAGUAUUAUUGCCAUUAAAACAUUCAUUCACAAGCACAUUCUCUUGCGUUACAAUUUUUGAAAAAAAUCUCCCUAAACGAACAUAUCGAUCAACUUUUGAAUUUCUUUCUUUUCAAGAAAUGCUUUUUUUCCAUUUAAUUUGUGAAUUAGAAAUAACAGAAUUAUUAGACAAUACACUCGUUUUUUAAGAAUAUCAUAACUUUUUUUCAACCCUGAUAUUCUUGACAAAUUUUUGUUUUGAGCCUAAUAUACUUUAAGUAUUGUUAUUUCUUUUGAAAGGUGAUAAUUCUUCAGGGGAAAAUAGUUAUUAAAAAUUCAAAGGUUUUAAAGAAAAUAGCUGCCCUGAAAUAGAAAUCAUGCUUUUUGAAAAACUGAAAUAUCUCAGUCAUGCAAUACUCUGUCAUAGCAUAACAGGCAACUGCUGAACAAUGAGACACAAAUACGUGAUCUGAGGCUGAGUAGUAUUCUUAUAAUAUUAUCAAAACAUGGAUGAUUCUGUGCCUGAAUAUUCUUAUAAACAAUAUUCUUAUAGGAAAAGAGUGUAGGCUAUAUUGGGAGAUUAAGUUUCUUACAGGAGGAAAACUGUCGAAAAAACGUUCUAGUUUGAUAUGCGCAUCGCUUAAAUGCGUGUUAUCUUUCUUUUAUUUUUCUGUCGGCAAUUUGAUACAAUUUUCGUCGGCAGUUAGGUUGAAUAUAAACGUCGGUACCUUGCAUGUUUGUCUCUAGCACCACCCCUGUAUUGAUUGUACAGUCGCAUAGCUGCGGGAUUGUGCAUUUAUAGAUAAAUACACAAUAAUUAUGAGAUGAAAUAAAUAGUUAUGAGAUAAAAUGCAUAUCAAGCUUUGAUAACGCCCCCAAAAUGUAUUUUUGGACUGCAGUUCAGAAUAAAAACCUUACAUUUCUUGUUUGUCAACUUAUUAAUUUCAUGCUCAGAGAAUUGAAUAGAGUUGUAUUUGUCUUUUUUUCUUGUUUUGCUGUUCAAUUUUCUGUAAUGUUUAUAACUGGGAUUAUUAGCAAAUUCAGUAUGCAACUGGGCUUUCCCUUUGCCAAACUCCUUUUCAAUACGAGAAAGCAUGACUGUGAGGCUAGCUAUUGAGUGACAGGGGUAGUCCGUCUCUAUGGGUAAGCCGGUUACCUAAGCCAGAUCAUCCCCGAAUCUGAAAGUAUGGCGUAGAGGAUGGAUCUAUGAAGAUAGCACAUUUGCAUUGGCUAUGAUGCAUUGCUACAUGCAUUCCUGAAAGUUAACAAAGGAAGAAUUGUAUUGAAAGACAUGACAAGCUAUAGUUAAAGGAGCAUUCGUUAUUCAAACUGAAACGCAGGACCACUGAGAGAUUUUUGGGGCCCCAAGGGAAGACUGAAAGGUCACAUUAUCAAAAUAACACUGAAGAUGUGGAAGAAAUACACAAAUUGUACAAUAUCUGAUGCUUUCGUCGAAAGUUCCUUUGAAUUGGAAAAUCAGACUGCUACCUGUCUUGUGUUGACAGUAGUUUUGCGUCCUACUGCCACUCGGAUAAACCAAUGGUGGGGAGUGAUUUCCAUCAAGGCAGACAUGAUUGGGAUGGCCUAAGACAGAUAUGAUUCCUUUGAAUGGAAAAUUGUGAAAGAAUCUUGAUUUUUGGUUAAAAAUCACAGCAUUGAACGCAGUCUAGCUUUUCUAAAGCUGGUUUGUGUGAAAGAUAGAAAAGAUAUGCAGUUAUUUUUCUAUUCAAGCCAGAAAGAGGCAGUUCUUUGGUCGAAGGGAAUUUCCGCUUGCUCUGAAAUAUACGUAAUGUCAACUAGAAGAAUCAGUUUGAUGUUUAAGGAAUCUGUGAAGGAGGAUAUUUGUCUUCGCGCAUGCGUUAUGUAUUGUCUUCUGCAUUGCGCUGCUGGAAAUUACCUUCGCCUGUUCGUUGUUUGAAGGGAAUUCCCGGUCGCAUAUUGCUUAUAAGGAGUGGUGUGUACCAAUUUGGACUUCAGAUCGCAAAAGAAAGGCCGUUGUGAUUUUGGCUUAAUUUGUGUCAUCGGUAUAAAAGUUAGAAAUGGAUGGCGAUAGCAGCAAGGAGCUUACCAAAAAGGUCGAAGCUGGAGCUAAAACAAUAGCAGGCCCACAGUCAUACGAAAACCCAAAACCAGAUGGACCCGAACCAGAAAAAAAAUGAAGUAAUUUGGAAAGCACAAGAGAUGCACAAGAAGCAUUGCGAAGAAAGCAAAGAUCUGGCUAUAUAAUGACCUGAGCUUCAUGAAGCUUCGAAAAGACAGUCGGUUUUUUUAUCUAACUAUGUAGUCCAUUCAGUUGCAAGAUCUAAUCAAAUUAGAUGGCAUUA